AUGUAUAUCACUGAUCGGAGUUUCUACACAAUGGAAGCACACAUGGGAGCUCUGCUUUAUUCCGUCGAGAAGCUAAUCAGUGGCAAUUUGAGGCGUUUAACUGCUUUCACAUAUGAUGACAUGAUAGGUCACUGUGAUGGGUGGAACUCUCUACGCUUGUCUGGCUGUCAUCUCGAGCAACUGCACCUGCAAUUCCGGUUUCCGCGGUUACCAGCGUGGGUUGGUCAGCUUAGCACGGUCAUGAUCUUGGAAAUACACCUUGACGAGCUGGAUAUGGAUGGCAUUGCUGCUCUUGCAGGUUUACCUGCACUCGCCCGUCUUGUGCUGAAGGCGAACCAUGUCCCUGCUGGAGGUAUUGUCUUCAGCAGGGGUGCGGUGUUCAGGGCUCUUACUUACUUUGCAGCACCUCAAGCUGGCCUCCCCUUCCACUUUCAGGCUGGAGCAAUGCCCAUGGUCAAGAUCCUUUGCUUUCCAUUGCAUGUGCGAGAACUCAACUAUGUCGCCAGACUUCAUGGUGGUGGCGGAACAGAAGCCAUUGAGCUGAAUCAUGCAUUGCUGUUGUUGAGAAAAGGCCGGCCGUAUGCUUGGCUAGCUUCGCAUGUUCAGAGCAUCGAGCACUUGUCAAAUCUGACAAAGGUUUUCAUCUGUCUGGGUUACUCUAGAUCUAGAAGCGAAGAGUCACAAGUGCCUAUUAUAGAGGCUGCAAUUAGGAGCUUCUUCGACGAGCAUCAUCCAGGAGCCCCCACCAUUCAUGUAACAAGCUACCCGUACUUAUAUGAUGAUUAA
Miscanthus lutarioriparius is the source of this 786-nucleotide messenger RNA. The record is from the annotation of a GenBank genome assembly. Lineage: Eukaryota; Viridiplantae; Streptophyta; Magnoliopsida; Poales; Poaceae.